AUGUACGUGUUGUUAUCGCAUCAUAAAGCCGAACUAGAAAAUCUGGCUGUUGCAACCAAUAGUCAUUAUUAUGGUAUGCCACAUAAAAAUUCGUUUACUCGCUUUGGCCAUGAAAUUGAUUUAAAGCAUAUGGAUGGUGCGUUUCGAUCACCACGAAAUUCUGUGGUGAAAAUUGGUCCAUAUAAUGACUGUAUGCAAAUAUUUCGUUCUAAUAAUAUUCCCCACAGAUAUUCAACUGAUCAUCAACAACGAAUGCGUAAAACGAAGAAAAGGGAUUUUAAGCAAAGUCGACCACCAAAACGUAAAGUAGGUCGAUUAAUCGGUGAAGAUAUUUUGAAAAUUACGCAUUUGAGAGAUUGGCAUCAUAAUAAAAGUAGUUGCGAUGAUCAAAUUCUUAAUACGAGUAAUGAAGCUGAAAUUAUUAGUACAGCUAUAGCAAAUGCGAUAACCAAAAUGAGUGGAAGUAAGCCGCGUUGGGCAUCGCAAAAAAGUAUUGAAUCAACAACAUCAGCAUCGAAUUCCUGUUCAACAACACCAGUUAUGCAACGACGUCAACAACGUAGCACACAUUUAACGGACAGUUCAAGCGAGUCAGUUGGAUCUGUUGAGAUCGUUCUCGAAUCACUGCGUCGUUCAUUAGCAAAACAAGCGGCAUUAACUGGCCGAAAACCAUGUAAUAAGCUUAGCGAAGGUGCUUCAGUUGUUGUUGAACAAGACGAAUUGAUAACACGUUCUGCAAAUUAUAAUAAUCAUGAAGAACAAAAUUUUGUGGAUCAAAAAUUAGCCGAUUAUAAGCAAAUAUGUGAUUUGCAUUUAGGAAAAGAAGGAAAUAUUCGAAUAUCAGAUCUGAGUUGUUGUUGGUUUUUCUAUAAUGCUCAAAUUUUGAAACAUUGCCGUAAUUUAUCAUUACAGAGGCCAAAAAAGAAACCGCUACAUGAAUAUUACAACGAUGAUGAUAUUGAACUCGAAGCUCUUGCGAAAGUAGUGGACCCAUCAGCACCUCGACCAGAGGGUGUUAUUAUCAGUCCAGCUCGUGGUGAUCAUGCUUCGGUCUCAACAAGUCUACCUCGAUCAAUUGAUUCGGCUUUACAUCGAUAUGGCACCACUCAACAGAAAGCUAUUGCUGCUGUUGUCUUGGAUCAUUCCGGAAAACCUGCAUAUUCGAUUACUUACGGAAAAUUGUUGAAUCGUGCAAUUAAGGUUGCACACAUGCUUCUGAUGAAGCAAAUAUCUGGAUCAAUGGGUAAAGAAAAGUUUCAUCUUUGCAAAACUGGCGAUCGUGUUGCUUUGGUGUAUCCAAAUACUGAGCCUUUAUCAUUUUUGGUUGCUUUUUACGGGUGCCUACUUGCGGGUGUCAUUCCUGUCCCAAUUGAAGUUCCUAUUACUAAACGAGAUGCGGGUAUUCAACAGUUAGGAUUCUUAUUGGGAAGCUGUGGUGUGAAAGUUGCUCUAACAUCAGAAGCAUGCUAUAAAGGUCUGCCUAAGCGACAGUCUUCUAGUCAUUCGAAUGGCAGUGGUCCGAUUAUGCCGGGCAAUGACAUAGUUGAUUUCAAAGGAUGGCCUCAAUUAGCUUGGGUGGUCACAGAACAUUUGAAUAAACCUCCCAAAGAUUGGUCAGUUCCACCUCGAAUUACUGAUGAAUCAAUUGCUUAUAUUGAAUAUACAUCUGAUAGGGAAGGUAGUAUGAAGGGAGUAUGUUACACGCGGCAAUCAAUGGUCGCUCAUUGCAGAUCUAUAACAACAGCAAUGGGAUAUAAUGAAUCUGAUAUUAUGGUUUCUGUUUUGGAUUUUAAACGUGAAACUGGUCUUUGGCAUUCUGUUCUUUCAAGUGUAUUCGCUGGCCUUCGUGUCAUAUUCAUUCCAUAUUCAUUAAUGAAAAUUAAUCCGGCAUCGUGGAUGCAGAUGGUUACAAGAUAUCAAGCAAAAUUUGCUCUUGUUAAAUCACGUGAUUUGCAUUGGGGCCUAUUAGCGACAAGGGACCAUAAAGACAUCAAUUUAUCAUCUUUAAAGUCAAUUUUGGUGGCAGAUGGUGCUAAUCCUUGGUCACUGUCUUCUUGUGAUCAAUUCGCAUCAACAUUUCAUUCUAAGGGUCUUCGGCCAGAUGCUCUUUGUCCUUGUGCUGGUUCUUCUGAAACUGGUUCCAUUUCCUUGCGAAGACCAGCUGUUGAAGAAAAUAUCUGCAAUACAGGUCGUGGCGUAUUAUCAAUGUCAGCUCUAAGUCAUUCGGUGGUUAGGGUUGAUAGAGAGAAUUCUCUUACCUCAUUAACUCUUCAAGAUGCUGGUCAAGUCAUACCAGGUGGAGUAGCUAUAGUUGUUAAACCUAGCGGGCCACCUCGCUUAUGUCGUGCUGAUGAAAUCGGCGAGAUUUGCAUUCAUGCUCAUAGUACAGGUUGUGCCUAUUGGGGCCUAGAUGGAUUGUCUACUUUCACUUUUAAGGUUGAACCAUUAGCUGCAGAUGAUCGACCACUUGGUCCACUUCCGUAUGUGCGCUCUGGUCUUCUUGGUUUUCUUGGGCCUAAUGGUUUGGUCUUCGUAAUUGGAAAUAGAAACUCCCAAAUGCUUGUUUCCGGUCGUCAGCACAGCGCAGAUGAUCUUAUUGCUACCGUUCUUGCCGUUGAGCCUAUGAAAUUCAUUUAUCGUGGUAGAAUAGCUAUAUUUUCAAUUCGAGUUCUUAGAGAUGAAAGGAUAUGUAUUGUUGCUGAACAGAAACCAGGCAUAUCUGAGGAGGACUCUUUCAGUUGGAUGAGUCGUGUUCUACAAGCAAUUGAUAGUAUCCAUCAAGUUGGAAUAUAUUGUCUUGCUCUGGUUCCCUCGAAUCAGUUACCAAAAACACCACUUGGUGGUAUUCAUAUGUCUGAAACAAGACAGCGUUUCAUUGAUGGUACACUUCAUCCAGCAACUUUACUUAUGUGCCCACACAGUUGUGUUAUCAAUCUUCCAAAACCGCGUGAACAACAAUCUGACAUUGGCCCUGCUGCAAUGUUCGUUGGCAACAUUGUGCAAGGAAUGCGUAUUGCUGGAGCAAAAGGUCGAGACAUUGGACCCGACGAUGAUAAAAUGAGUCUAAUUGACGUACUUCGUCAGCGCUCUCAAACAUCACCUGAACACGUAUUAUUCACAUUGAUGAAUGCUCGGGGAACUGAAGUAGAUAGUGUUACUUGCCUGCAGUUAUUGAAAAAAGCGGAACGUAUUGGUUCAUUACUUAUAGACAAAGGACAUUUAAAUGCAGGCGAUCAUGUGGCUUUGAUUUUUCCUCCUGGCAUAGAUUUAAUCGCAGCAUUUUAUGGAUGUCAAUCUGUUGGACUUGUUCCUGUAUGUAUUCGUCCGCCUCAUCCUCAUAAUCUGCAAACUACUUUGCCAACUGUUCGCAUGAUUGUUGAUGUAUCAAAAGCAGUGGCACUUCUUUCUACCUCAGCUAUGAUUAAAUUGUUAAAAUGUAAAGAAGCUUCCAUACGCGUUGAUGCAAAAGCUUGGCCCACUAUACUCGAUGUCGACGACAUGUCAUCAUCCAGUAAAAAAAGGAUUGAAUUUGAAACUUAUGAAAGAAAACUAUCAGAUGUUUGUUAUUUGGAUUUCUCUAUUAGCACAACUGGUCAACUUGCUGGAAUAAUGGUUAGCGGUAAGGGAGUGGGAGCAUUAUGUCGGAGUUUGAAGGUGGCUUGUGAAUUGUAUCCAUCUCGGCACAUUACAUUAUGUCUUGAUCCUUACUGUGGCCUUGGAUUUGCAUUGUGGUGUUUAUCUAGUGUAUAUUCCGGUCACCAUUCUUUGUUAAUUCCACCAUCAGAAGUUGAACAAAAUCCAGCUUUAUGGUUGACCGCAGUUUCCCAAAGAAAGGUUCGUGAUACGUUUUGUUCGUAUGGUGUAAUGGAAUUGUGCGUAAGAGAAUUAGCACCACAAAUCGCAUUGUUAAAGGAUAAAGGAAUUUCAUUAUCAUCAAUUCGCACUUGUGUCGUUGUCGCUGAGGAGCGACCUCGGGUGGCAUUAUGUACCGCAUUUACGAAAUUGUUUUCUCCAUUGGGGCUUAAUGCUCGCGCAGUUUCAACUUCUUUUGGUUGCAGAGUGAAUACAGCAAUUUGUAUGCAAGGAGCAUCAAGUCCUGAUCCUGCAACAGUUUACGUUGAUGCUCGUGCAUUACGCAAUGAUCGAGUGACUUUAGUUGAAAAGGGAGCUCCGCAUAGUAUCGCUCUAAUGGAAAGUGGAAAGUUACUACCUGGAGUUGAAGUUGUUAUAGCUAAUCCAGAAACGAAAGGCCAGUGUGCUGACUCACAUCUUGGCGAAAUCUGGGUGACUAGUGCUCAUAAUGCCAUGGGUUAUUUCACAGUUUAUGGUGUUGAAACAUCACUUCAUGCUGAUCAUUUCAAUGCAAGGUUAACUACUGGUGAUACCAAGAAACAGUUUGCACGGACUGGUUAUACUGGUUUUCUUCGACAGACGCAGUCGAUUACAGCAGAUGGAGAAUUACAUGACGCUGUGUUUGUUGUUGGUGCAUUAGAUGAAACGCUCAUGUUACGUGGAAUGCGAUAUCAUCCUGUCGAUAUUGAGGCAACUGUUAUACGCGCCCACAAGAAAAUAAUGGAAUGCGCAGUGUUUACAUGGACACAUUUGCUUGUUGCUGUUGCUGAAACUGAAGGAUUGGAAUCAGAAGCUCUUGAUUUGAUACCUGCGAUAACUUCUGCUAUAUUAGAAGAUCAUCAUUUAAUUGUCGGUGUAGUUGUUAUUGUUGAUCCUGGUAUCAUACCAAUAAAUAGCCGUGGUGAGAAACAACGAAUGCACUUAAGAGACGCUUUUCUACACGAUCAGCUUGAUCCGAUAUAUGUGGCUUACAAUAUGUAG
Molecule: messenger RNA, 4833 nt
Organism: Dracunculus medinensis (Guinea worm)
Lineage: Eukaryota; Metazoa; Nematoda; Chromadorea; Rhabditida; Dracunculidae
Source: the annotation of a GenBank genome assembly